Molecule: messenger RNA, 819 nt
Organism: Pyricularia oryzae 70-15
Lineage: Eukaryota; Fungi; Ascomycota; Sordariomycetes; Magnaporthales; Pyriculariaceae
Exons: 1
Coding region: 1-819 (272 amino acids)
Cellular component (GO): nucleus; cytoplasm; ribonucleoprotein complex
Molecular function (GO): mRNA binding
Source: RefSeq, a predicted model, not a curated record
AUGACUUCAUCAUCGGUUUUGGUAUCGCCGUACGGGAAUUCCCAGCAGCACAGCUACAGUUCAGGGCACAGCUACGGAGUUGGGAGCUACAGCACCACCGGUAGCGAGUACGAUGGGAGUUAUGGCUACUCCCACGACACCGAGUACAUGGCUCCCUAUGGCUCAGGCUACCAGUAUGACUGCAAUACCAGCCAGGCGCAUUACAUGCAGCAGCCCACCACCGCACCUACCAGCGAAGCGGAUCGCGCAGCGACCAGGUCAACCGCUGCCGGCUCCGACAAGGACGGCGGCCGAGGCGGGGGCGAGUACAUCACGGGUCUGGUGCAGCGCAGGAUCAUCAUCAGCAAGCUGCACCACCAGACGCAGCACCAAGACGUCAAAAAGCUGCUCGAAAAGGUCCACGGUGUGCUCAAGAUCAAGUUGCAUCCGGCCGACGGCAAGCGCGACAAAAAGUGCCACGCCCUCGUCACCCUCGAUACGCACGAGGCAGCAAACAACGCCAUCGCUCGCCUCGAAGGCAAGACGCUCAAGGGACGCGUCAUCCAGGUACGCCUCGCCGUCGAGCUCCAGCGCCCGCACCGCCCGCAGCAGCAUCACGUGGCGCCGUCGUCGUCGGGGGGAUACGCCCCGUCCUCAUCGAUGUCCUACUCCCCCGAGGGCUCCUACUCAAACGCCUACACCCAGGAUACAAACAGCGUAUACUCAAUCGGGGACGGUGGGGACGACAGCCUCUCUGGGCGUUCCUACCGCCGCCGCGGUAGCCACAAGUCCGGAUCCAAAAAGGACCAUCCUAUGGUUGUGGAUGGCACCAUAGGAUGA